Molecule: messenger RNA, 1114 nt
Organism: Ostrinia nubilalis (European corn borer)
Lineage: Eukaryota; Metazoa; Arthropoda; Insecta; Lepidoptera; Crambidae
Gene: Nubpl
Product: iron-sulfur cluster transfer protein NUBPL
Exons: 5
Coding region: 88-1047 (319 amino acids)
Biological process (GO): iron-sulfur cluster assembly; mitochondrial respiratory chain complex I assembly
Cellular component (GO): mitochondrion
Molecular function (GO): ATP-dependent FeS chaperone activity; 4 iron, 4 sulfur cluster binding; ATP binding
Source: RefSeq, a predicted model, not a curated record
UGUGCGCAUUUUAAUUCGAAUUUUUAUGAAUUUUAUUUAAUCUCUGAAGUCUUUGCGUUGUAAGUAGCGUUCCAGUUAAAUGUUACAAUGCUUUUGCACAAAGUGUUCCAUGGAUCUACUGGGAAGUUAUUGAUCUCAUGUGUUAACCCUUUAAUUACAUGCAGUUCUGCAGCCAGGCUAAAGCACACAAAAGAUGAUCUCAGCGAACACCGAGCCAAAGUCAUGGGUCGUGGGCUGCCGGAGCGCAAGCCCCUGCCAGGAGUCAAAUGCAUCAUCCUCGUGGCUUCUGGCAAAGGAGGAGUGGGCAAGACCACCACAGCUGUGAAUCUCGCAUGUGCAAUGAAAGUGAUAGAGCCCGACAAAGAGAUAGGGCUGCUAGACGCCGACGUUUUCGGCCCGUCCGUGCCUCUCAUGAUGAACAUCAGUGGGGAGCCCAUGCUCAACGAUGAUAACCUCAUAGAGCCACUAUUGAAUUAUGGUGUCAAAUGUAUGUCAAUGGGUCUGCUAGUAUCGGGCGAGAACGCGGUAGUGUGGCGCGGUCUGAUGGUGAUGCAAGCGCUGGAGAGACUGACGCGGCACGUGGCGUGGGGCCCGCUCGACUGCCUCAUAGUGGACACGCCGCCAGGGACUGGCGACACGCACUUAUCCCUGGCGCAGAACUUGCCUAUUGACGGAGCGCUUGUCGUAACUACACCGCAAUCGGCCGCCCUACAAGUCACGAAACGAGGCGUGAACAUGUUUGAGAAACUAAAGGUGCCCCUAAUAGGCAUGGUCGAAAAUAUGUCGCAUGCGAUAUGCACCAAGUGCGGCACAAAGAACUUCGUGUUCGGUAACGAGACGAAGAAGAGCGCUGACCAAAUGGGCCUAGAAAUUAUUGAGAGCUUCGAAGUGGAUCAAAACAUGUCGGACUGCAUCAACAGCGGGAAGCCAGCCAUAUAUGCCCUCCCCGAUAGCAUACACGCUGAGAAGUACCGGCAUCUAGCGAAUAAAGUGUUCAAGUACAUAGAAGAUAAGGAUAAUGAACAAGCAAAAGCGAAAGAACAGUAGGACUGCACAAUUUUACACUAGUAGUUGUUUUAUUUAAUUAUUUACAAAUAAAUGUUUUAUCAAGUUA